Acanthoscelides obtectus is the source of this 3835-nucleotide messenger RNA. The record is from the annotation of a GenBank genome assembly. NCBI's taxonomy places the organism in Eukaryota, Metazoa, Arthropoda, Insecta, Coleoptera, Chrysomelidae.
CGCGUUCAAGCGAUUCGUGUAACUGACGUCAUCAACCCGUGAAUCAUCUUGAACCAUAUUAUAACCGCGGCACAUAAAACAGAAAUUUUGGUUAUUCGCUUUUAUUUGAUUAUAUAUUUCCAAACACAAAUUACGACCCUGAGCUGCGUUCGUAAAUUGUUUUACAGAGUGUCCUGGGUACUACAAUGUAACAAUAAUUUUAGCGUUCAUAAUAAUUGUUUGUCGUACCUGCUCCAAGUGUUCGGAAAUAGACAAAAGUAAUCCUUCUGGAACGUCAGAAGUGCGUUUUUCUUCCCGUACUACAAACCUUGGGAAUGAUAUUAUUGUCACUUAUAAUUCCCAGGUUCAUUAUUCAUUUACUUUAUUUAGAUAUCAAAAAGUGCUUAAAACUGCCAGAAUAUAUAUUUUCAUGAUAAAUAUGGACUGCCUUAUAUCCAUAGUCCCUAGGGUUUCUCAUUUCUUAUAACUAGAGUGGUGACAGAAAACGUAAAUAAUAAAAUUUCAUCUGUCAAUCUAUAUUCCAUUACUGUGUGUACUGUAUUACAUUACCCAGUAGUUUACAAGCGCACCCCUGCUGGAACAAGUUCUGUCUACUCAUAACCUACAAAACAUUUUGACUCAUGGUGUUGUGGUUGUGAAGCGAAUUCAAUUUAGUUUUUGCAAAUCAUAGAACCAUGUAUGAUUCUUGAUUGCACGUUAAAAUGAAAUGAAAAAACACAGUAGUAAAGUACAAAAUGAUUAUUUUGAAAUGUAAAACAGACACUGACCAAACGGCACAAAACAUAGACACUCACCAAACAGGCAAUAAACGCAAAACAAAAUACAAAGCAUCCUCGCUAGGGUAUUAUACGUAUCUUGAAAAGUGACUUCUAUCAUUUUUUGUACAUUUUGCAGGUUUUUGUGACAUAACCAACAUAACGUAGGUUUUUCUACAAAAUGUCAACUUAGCACUAGCUGUUGUAUACUUGUGAACUCGUUUUGUAGCUGUACCUGUUGCCUAAACGUCAAGAUGCUCCAGCUAUCAAUGUAUGGCACUGAUGCGAUGUAACAUCUGCUUCAGAGAUGGCAUUAUUGGAGGUCUAAGCUAGCUAGGCCUUAACUCCGAGAUAACUAUGACGGUGCAAAGACUAACUUGAAGUUAGCGCUAACCCUCACUUUAACCCGAACCGGUGCAAACCACCAACAAUUGUAUAAAACGUUGGAACCAUCGUGUGGGACCCGCAUAACACAAAUGAGUCACUGGAAAGCGGCUCGGGAUUCUACCGUUACACACGUCAACGUCAGUCAGCAGUCACACGUCUGUCAAUUCUUGUAUUAGUGUUUUGUACAGGUGAUUUGUGAAUAGUUUUUGCACAGUCACAAUCACAAUCCUAAAAACAAAAAAAGGCUAUUCAUUUGGAUCUUUACAAAGAGAGGUAAAAAAGCAAAUAUGCCUGCAGGAACUGCAUUAUUUGGUAGUGCCACCGCUGGGCCAGGGUCUACGGGAGGCAAUAAGCACUUGAUCGAAGUACGCGCUGGAAAAAUGAAUUUAAGAGGCCGUAUGGUUUAUCCAGAUAAGCGCAAGGGACUCCUUUAUGUUUACCAAAGUGAGGAUUCUUUGAUGCACUUUUGUUGGCAAGAUCGCACUACAGGUAUGAAUAGGGUUUUUAUCCAUCUUGAUGUUUUGUGGCAACAAGGUCACUAUCAUUACACCUUCCCCUAAUCCUAAGAGCUUAAAGUGUAAAACCUAGCUUAGAUCAGAAAUGUAAUCCUUGAAGUAAGAAUAGUGUAUAUGUCAGUUCUACAAUAAACAUUAAUUAAGUGAACCCAUUCUUCAAACCAUAAACUAUUGUCACUUGACACAGUGCAGUGCAAAGGAACUAAAAUUCUAGCUUUGUCUACCAUCUGGGUAAAUAGAGCUGAUUAACCAACUAGAAACUAAUAAUCAAGAAUAGAAGGCAGCAAAAUAUACAAAGGUAUUGUGGAAGAUGACUUGAUCAUAUUUCCUGACGACUGUGAAUAUGUGAAGGUUCCACAAUGCACAACUGGACGUGCAUACUUGCUUAAGUUCAAAUCAUCUACAAAAAAAUUCUUCUUUUGGAUUCAGGAACCCAAAGUAGACAAAGACGAGGACAACUGCAAAAGAAUCAAUGAACUGUUGAACAACCCAUCAAGUGCUGUACAAUCUGCAAACAACCCGGAGAGAGAUCUUCAGCAGCUUUUGAAUAGCAUGUCUCAGUCACAGCUGAUGCAGCUCUUCAGUGGAGCUGGACAAAUGGGAGGACUUUCAAGUCUUCUGGGAACCAUUCGCGGUCCCAAUAGUGGCAGUGCUCGCACUAACACCACUCCAGCAAUAACUCAUCGAAGCCAGGUACCUAGCACUCCAACGCCAACCACUGAAAGCACUGCGAGCGGUCAAGGUACUGAACGUGGACCAGAAAAUACUCCAACCACAGGAUCAACAAUCCAACUUUCUGAUCUGCAAAAUUUUCUGCAAGGAAUUACUCCUAUCGGGGGUGAAGGCGGUCAACAACAGUCUGUGGAUUUAUCUACAGCUUUGACCGGCGACGCUCUAGCAGGGGUGUUGAACAAUCCGGAGACACUCCAACAACUGCAAAGUCACCUACCUGCAGUAGACGAGAAUACCCAGGAAGCCCUUAGGUCUACUCUGGCCUCACCACAGUUUCAACAGGCUGUCUCCCAGUUCUCAAGUGCAUUGGAAUCAGGGCAGUUGGGCCCCAUCGUGUCUCAGUUAGCUGUGAAUCCAGAAGCAGUGGCUGCUGCAGCUCAAGGAAACAUGCAAGAUUUCGUGAAGGCUUUAGAAAAGAGCAGCUCUUCUACUUCUACUCAAAGCGAAAAAGACAAGGAUGCAGACAAGAAGAACACCAAAAAGGACGAAAAAAAGGAUGAUGAUGAUGAACAAAUGCAAUUGGAAUAAACAUUGCUUUACCAAUACCAGAACGAAACGAUGAUGGAAAAUUGAAAAGUAAUUCUUGUAGUAGUUUUCAUUUUAUUUAAAUAGGAAUGUUUAUUGAAAUCAAGUGAAUUUGAUGUGCUUAUUUUGUAUCAUGUCAAAACACAUAGAAUGCUUACCAAAAUUAAAGGAGUUAUUUCUUAUCCCGUAACUAUUUCGUCAGUCUUAAACACAUUAUAGCCACCAAAUUUGCCUGAAAUAAUCAAGUACCAAAUUGGAAGAAAGUAGCAUAACCCAUAUGCUACUGGUCUAAGCACUCCUCUGUAAGUAUGCAGAAUCAACUAUUCGAAAAGCAAGUUCAAACCUAACCGCCCAAGCAUUAAGUUCAUCGCAAAUAUCGUUUAAACUAGUAUGGGAUUGGGUGAACACUAUCAAAGAGCUGGAAAACCGAAACAAGGUAACUUUGCUGUGGGUACCAGGACAUGAAGGGCACAAAGGAAAUAAAACGGCGGUUGAGUUAGCCAGACAGGGUGCCUCAUCCGACCAGAGCCUUUCUCUGUGCCGUGACGAGAUCACGCACCAAACGGUCCAUAAGAAGUUGGACCAAGAAAAAGUCCCUAGAAUGGUGGAACGGCCAAUUGUGGCAAAGGCAUUACGUUUUUUUUUCGAUCAGCUUGGGUUGAAUUGGAGCUAGAAUAUACACACUUUUGGUGUAUGUGCUUCAAGGCUGGGAGACAACUGUUAGGGAACAAAAACCCCACUAAUCUAGAAAGAUUUAUAAAAACAUAUUUACAAUACAUUUUUCUUGCAUGGCGAUCGCAGAUGUUUAUUUUCAGACUUCUUUUUUUUUGCUUCUUCAAUUUGUCAUUCUAUGUGUGGAAUCACAUUCCUCCAAAUUUAUGUCCAUACUUUUUAAAUGAGAGUUGAAUGGGAAUUAGUGAG